AAACCUCCAGACUGUAUUCGUGAAGACAGAGUGUUUUCUCGGUCUACAAACUGAAAUUCCCAUUCUUGAUCUUCACAAUUGUCAUCUUUACAGAAGAAGCAAAAUGAGUGUAAUAGAUAUACUGACACGUGUAGACACAAUAUGUAAGAAAUACGACAAGUACGACAUCGACAAACAAAAAGAUUCCAACAUCUCCGGCGACGACGCUUUUGCUCGUCUCUACUCUUCAGUUGAAUCCGACAUCGAAUCUGCUCUUCAGAAAGCGGAAACAGCAGCUAAUGAGAAGAAUAGAGCAUCUGUUGUGGCGAUCAAUGCGGAGAUUAGGAGAACUAAAGCUAAGUUACUUGAGGAAGUUCCGAAAUUGCAGAGAUUGGCUGUGAAGAAGGUCAAAGGUCUUUCGGGUGAAGAACUUGCUGCCCGUAAUGAUUUGGUUCUUGCACUGCCAGAUAGAAUAAAUUCCAUACCAGAUGGCUCUGCAGCUCCACCCAAGCAAUCUGGGGGAUGGAGAGCUUCAGGUUCUCGCACGGAAAUUAAAUUUGAUUCAGAUGGACAAUUUGACAACGAAUAUUUUCAACAAACCGAAGAGUCAAGUCAAUUCAGGGGAGAGUAUGAAAUGCGGAAAAUGAGACAGGACCAAGGUUUGGAGGUCAUAGGCGAAGGCUUGGAAACUUUGAAAAACAUGGCCGGCGAUAUGAACGAGGAGUUGGAUAGACAAGUUCCUCUGAUGGAUGAGAUUGACACAAAGGUGGACAGGGCAACCUCGGACUUGAAGAAUACCAACGUUAGGCUUAAGCAUACUGUUAACCAGCUGAGAUCUAGUCGCAACUUUUGCAUCGACAUCAUUUUGUUGUGCAUUAUUCUUGGAAUUGCAGCCUAUUUGUACAAUGUCUUGAAGAAGUAAAACUCCGCUAAAGUGCCUGUUGGAUCGACUUGUAUGUUGGCCUUCACGCUCCGUUUAGUUUUUUCUGUGUGUGCAUGUAAAACAAGUUAAUAUUGGUGAUUAAUUAAGCCUAGCAUAUUCUGCUUGCUUGUGUGUUUAACUUGUUCGAGAUUGAGGUGUAGUUAUUGUUGCUUUCUAUCUUGCUUGUGUGUUUAACUAGUUCGAGAUUGAGAUGUAGUUGUUGUUGUUUAUUUUCCAAGUAAUGCCAAUUGAACGAGAUUGUCAUUUUA
Messenger RNA from Lycium ferocissimum, 1170 nucleotides. RefSeq names its product syntaxin-71-like. Gene Ontology annotation, cellular component: SNARE complex; endomembrane system; membrane. The coding region runs from base 104 to 901 and encodes 265 amino acids. Gene Ontology annotation, biological process: intracellular protein transport; vesicle fusion. NCBI's taxonomy places the organism in Eukaryota, Viridiplantae, Streptophyta, Magnoliopsida, Solanales, Solanaceae. The transcript is spliced from 9 exons. The record is from RefSeq and is a predicted model, not a curated record. Gene Ontology annotation, molecular function: SNARE binding; SNAP receptor activity.